CCUCAAAUAUAUAUUUGUAUAUAAUAAAUAAUAAUGAAUAGUUUUAAUAAAAACAGCAAUACAGAUGACAACAAAGGAAUAGUUUUAUAUAACGGGAUAACAACCACGACAGCAACAAAAGAAAUAAAAAUUGCCGGAUUUGGAAAUAAAAGAUUCACAGAAGAAGAAGCAAAUAAGAUACAAAAACUUUUAGAUACCCAACCAAAUAAAAUAGAAAGCAGACCAACAGCAGGAAACCAGAUAUCACAUUAUAUAACGGUAGACCAAGCAUUACAACAAGCAAACAAUAUAUUUGGUGUAAAUGGAUGGUCAUGCAAAGUUUUAAGUAUGUCUCAAGAGAGUUUUGUGGAAGAUGGUAGAAAUAAAUAUGUUUUUACAGCACAUGUUAAAAUAAUGUUACAGGAUGGAACUUUUAGGGAAACAAUUGGUUGUUCAAAUACUAAAAAUAUUACAGAUUUUGCAAAUGCUAAAAAAACAGCAAUUUCAGAUGCAAUUAAACGUUGCUUAAAAUUGUUUGGUGAUGCUUUUGGUAAUGGUUUACAAAAUUCAAACCCAAAGAUUAACUUUAAUAAUAAUAACAAUAAAGCAAUAACUCACGCCACAAAUAAUAAUAAUAUUGUACAUAUUAAAAACGAAUCAAUUACAUCAUCUCCAAUUUCCAAUUCACCACCACAAAUACAACAACAGCAAGCAAUUGCACAAAAACCUCAGGAUAAUGGUCAUUUAAAUGGAUCACCACCAGAAGCAACAGUUCCAUAUAAUAAUAAUAAUAAUAAUAAUAAUAAUAACAAUAAUAUCAAUAUCAAUAUCAAUAGUAACAAUAAUAAUAAAUUUAAUCCACCCAGACCAACCUAUCAUCCAUAUAACAAACCAAUAACUCUUUCUCCACCAAAACCUUUUAUUAAACCCACACUCCCAUCAAAACCACAACAAUUUCAGCAACCACCAUUAACUGAUGUUCAUAUUGACAUCAACAUAUAA
Messenger RNA from Dictyostelium purpureum, 981 nucleotides. RefSeq lists its product as uncharacterized. NCBI's taxonomy places the organism in Eukaryota, Evosea, Eumycetozoa, Dictyosteliales, Dictyosteliaceae. The record is from RefSeq and is a predicted model, not a curated record. Gene Ontology annotation, cellular component: nucleus. The transcript has 2 exons. Bases 34 to 981 code for a protein of 315 amino acids. Gene Ontology annotation, biological process: mitotic recombination; double-strand break repair via single-strand annealing; double-strand break repair via homologous recombination.